CGGACGCCAAUUUUAGUCUGCUUGUUUCAAUUCAAGGUCGCGGCUGCUUGUCUGAAUAAAAAUCUUUGCCUGAGCAAACAUUGAAUUACAUGUUAAACUGGAGGAAGGACUUGAUAAUUCCAUAAGACAGGAUUUCCAAAGGAAGAAGCUAAACCCAAUUACUCUCAGUCCAAGGACAUCGUUCCAGAAUCUUCAUCAAUUUGCCGUUGCCAUGGUAUCGUAAACACAAGACACAAGGAGGGAUGUAGGAGUCUGAUUUAAGCUUUCUCAUUGGAGAUUGGGGGUGGUCAGAAUGCCAGUCGUGCUGUCCCAUCAAUCUUAACUAUUUCUCUCAAUGAGGAGGUGUCGGAACAUGAAGCGUUUGUGAGCCAUUCCCACACAUCCUCAAUAGAAAUCAACCAUGCUUGGUGUCCGUGACACAGAAAAAGCAAGCACUUUUGGUGGGUAACAAAGAGCGGGAACAAAUAAAGGUCGCGGCAGAUAGCCAUCAAUUCUUUGAUUGCUGUCCGGAAAAACAGAAUAUCAAAUCGAGAAUCUUAUCAAAACAGGGCUGCCAUCUAAAGAAAGUUCCAAAGGCAAACCACAACUCAUUUUGGAAGGAGGUCAAAGAACAGGACUGAUAGAUGUAUGGAUGGGUCGCGGAAUGAUUAUGGGGAUGUAAUUGUGUGGUUUCAUCGGAAAAUGGGUUACUUUUGUGCUUUUCUGUGAACUCUGCAGAGGGAUUUGAGCGAUAAGAGCUCGAUAAUAGCUUUGGAUUAAUUGCAAAGUGAUAUGGGAAGCUGCGAAUGGACAUCGAAUGAACAUGCGCUACAAUUAAUCUUGCUUUCUACAAUGAACGGAUGGACCGGUGGGGCAGGAUAUCAUUUCAUGUGAUUAAAUUGCGAUGGAACAGAGGAGCAUUGUGCCGAAAAUAACACUGGAAAGUCUCAUUUUAGAAUCCCCCAUGAAUAAUGGAUGGUGGAGAAUCUCUUCUUUCAAGGAAUAUUACACACUUCAUUGAAGAGGACUGUUGAAGAGGACACACCACUACAUCUGCAAAUAUUCUCUAGGAUUUAUAGAAUGCAGUGACUUUCGAUACUCGAGAACUCUUCAGAUCUUCACUGCCCAUGCAUUCUAAAGAGAAAAACACACUCGCCAACUAGUAAAAUCGUGAUCUGUCAUUUGAAAUUGUUGAUUAUAUAUUCGUUCCAAAUCGCACAAUUGACUACAUAUCGGAUUUAGGACAGUAAACACAAGUGAAUUCUUCAGGCGAUGUUUAAUCAAUAGCAUCAUUACAUACAAGUACAGCUUGAUGUCUUUGCAACAUUAGUCUACAAUGACUACAGAGUUACUAAAGCAAACUGCAGAACAAGUAAAUUUUAAUUCCUCUUUCUUUGCAUUAAUGUGUUAUUGAAGAAACAUAUCAAAGGAAUACAUCGCCUAACAACAUGGCUUCGUGGUUAAAGGAUCAAAUUACCCGCAGCGGAGUCAAAACUCGCACGCAGCCAUCAAGAAACAUUUUCAAACCCGGGAACACAACUUCGGUUAUUUUCUCGAAAGGGCUCCUCAAUGCACCCGGGGAUAACAACUGUUUUCUAAACAGUGCUGUGCAGGUCUUAUGGCAUCUUGAUGUUUUCAGAAGAAGCUUCAGAGAGAUGAGCGGUCACGCCUGCAUGGGGAAAGCAUGUAUAUUCUGUGCAUUGAAGACGUUAUUCACCCAGCUGCGGCACAGUGAAGAAACCGUAUUACCUCCCGAUGCUCUACGUACUGCUCUUGCCAGCGCUUUCAAGGACCAGCUACGCUUUCAACUGGGAUGCAUGGAUGACGCUGCAGAAUGCUUCGAAAACAUCCUUGUGCGUAUUCACAUUCAUCUUGCCCACAAUAUCAAGGAAGAUCUCUGUGAUGCUAAACAUUGCAUACCCCAUCGCAAGUUUGCGAUGACACUCAUUGAACAUAGUGUUUGCAAAUGUGGUGCUACAUCAGAGCCAUUCCCGUUCACUCAAAUGGUCCAUUAUGUUUCCAGUACAGCUCUAUGUGCUGAAGCUAACAAGAUGAGACAAGACAGAAGAUGGCCAAACACAGAUCAUUUUGGAGUUCUUCUGAGGAAAGCGGGUGCCAUAGGUGACGUCAGAGACUGUCCUAGUUCAUGUGGACUGAAGAUACAUAUCAGAAGAAUACUCAUGAAUUGUCCUGACGUUGUGAGUAUUGGAUUGAUCUGGGAUUCCGACAAGCCUGAUGUUGAGCAUAUAUCAGAUGUCAUCUGUAAUCUGGGUACUACUAUACAACUUAGAGAGCUAUUUGAUGACACAGUGGAUGAUAGAGCAAAGGCCAACAGUCUGUUCCUGGUUGGUAUUGUAACCUACUAUGGCAGGCACUACACCACAUUCUUCUACAACACUAACUUGAGAUACUGGGUCUACUUUGAUGAUGCAGUGGUAAAACAGGUUGGUCACAAUUGGUCAGAUGUUGUGGACCGAUGUCGGAGGGGUCAUUUUCAGCCUCUAUUGCUUCUCUAUGCUUACCCAGAUGGAAAAGCAGUGUCGACAGCCACAGCCCCAAAGUUCACAACCAUGCUCAAAGGCUAUGACAAAGAUGACAAGGAAAAUGAAGGGCCGCUUGUCCACCCAAACAAACCGGAAGAAUCUCUGUUACACAAGGUCCUCGCCGAGCCCGAAGAACGCAUCCCAAUCCACCACUACCAUGGGAACAGUAACAGUAGCACCAUGAGUGGACAGAGUGCCAGCUCCAACGAUUCCCAGAAUACAUUGGUGUACAAGCCAGUAGGGACUGUCCCUGAGUUCCAGGCAUCUUCGGAGACACAGCCACCCCCAAGGGUUGACUCUGGAAGAGAUGUCAGGAGAAACGAAGCUGUUUGGGAGAUCAACGAUGAUGGGUCUGUAGCCAAUGCAACCAGAGCUAGUUGGAUUCCGAAUUCUGUCGUUGAGAUUGGGCAUGAGGCAUUGAACUACGUUCCGAUGAAGAAGCCUGGUGAAGGAAGCUAUGCCAUAUCUCAGUUUGCCUUGCAAGGACAUGAUGAUCAUAUGGACAAAGGAAAUAGUUCUAAGACAAUGCCUAGAUCUCAGAACAAGCCUGAGAGGCCAUCCUCUGCCAAGGAUUCAUCCUAUGGUCAACGAAUCCAAGUGCCGAUGUCUCCGCAGCAGAGUAAAAGACCAUCUUCAGCACAGUCUAAGAUUAGUAGACAGUCAGUAAGGCAGGUUUCCUCUUCCGUUGUGAGUACAAGUGAAUCAGUGCCACAAAGGACAGACAUGGCAUCCCAAAAUGGAGCCAAGUAUAAUGCAAGGACAGGAAUGAUCACUGAUAAUAAAGAGGCACAGUCUCCUCAACAUGUGCCUCAGCCUAGCCUCACCUUCGAGCCUUUUGGUAACUUUGCAACUGAGGUGGAAUGUGAACCUGUAGCCCAGGUAAAUGAACGACUGAACGUCAAGCCCCUGCAGGAGUUUGGUGUGAGACAAAGACCUCAGGACACUCGUACAAAUCAGACAAAUGUUCUAAAUUCGAAUCAGCAAAACCCAAAGACAAAUGUUGUUAGACAGGGAUCUUGGAGUAGUGGUACCAGUGGACAAUAUUCUGGAGAUUCUUUCCAGAGACCUUCCUCUUCUGAGAAUAAUCAAUCUGUGCAAAGAACAAGUUCCUUAUCUAUCAAACCUCUUGAGAGAUAUCAAGCAUCUCAUAGUAGUAACCCUGAUUUGAAAUCUGAUGCUAAUGAUUUACAAGGAUUGAAUUCAAAUUCAAGCUAUAAUAGUUCUAACAAUGGGCAGUUUCCCAAGUAUUCAAGUGUACCAGACCUGCAACGACAGAGUCCUCAAGAUGAUAGAACAGGAAAACAUUACUCAAGUUCAGACCUUCUUGCAGGAUCAAGAUCUAUAAAGCGUUCCCCUUCGUUAGACCAACCUGUAUCUCCAGGAGGUAUACUGGAUGCUGCAAUUCGCAAUCAUGAACCAGCUGUAACGCAGAAUCACCAACAGACUGAUGGGCGUCACAUACCACUUAUGAGGUCAUCGUCUGUGACUCGAAAUUCCGAUGAGAAACAAGCUAGGGCAAAGCUGAACAUACAGAAUGGGUUCUUGACCCUACCUGGAAAGAAACGAGCGAAUCAGUUCAGAGCGAGUAACAAGCAGAGUUUGGUAAGUGGUGGCAGCAGUGGGAUGGGGUACAAUCCUGGACAGCAAAGAGAUGCAAUGUACCAUCAACCCAAUGCUGAAGUCAGGUCACAUAGCACACCUCACAACGAAGGACUCACCAUGAGACAGACUCCUGAGGUGCAUGUCAGCAAAGGUUUGGACAUUGACUCAAUUGCAAGCCGAGACUCAGGUUACAGGAGUCGAGACAGAUCAAGUGCAAGCUCCGGUAGUGUCUAUUCCCUAGAUGGGCACUCGUCUGAUACUGCGCCAUCAAGUGGAAUAGCCCCAACAUCCAGUGAUAAAGAUUCCUCAAAGUAUGGACACGUCCACCAAAGCUAUGAAAAGAGUCCUCAACCAUCCACGGAUCCGACUAGGAACAGAGGUGAUGCCCAAAGAUCAAAGACACCUACUGCGCAACUUGGUCAACACUUUGCACCUGCAGCUGACAAAUCGGAAUCAGGAACUCCAUUACAGCUUCAGAGAACUGAGGAUGUAGUCGUUGACCUCAUGAAAGGUGUUGAAGAACAGUUAGGUUCAUCCAUCAAGGCUGAGGAAGGAGGGGAUUUGGCGAUAGCACUUGGUCUGUGCACAGCAGCUGCUUCAACACUAAAGAUUGCGUUGCGUUUGGAUGGCUUGAAUGAGCAGACCAAACUCUUCCUUCAGACCAAGUACAACACGACAGUGCUGAAAUCUCGAGGGUUACAUCGCAGGUUGACCUUGCUCAGGAGAUCCCAGGAGGAUAAGAAUACUGUCAAUACUCCACCUCCACCCCCACAGCCUGACUAUCCAAGAGCCCAACCUAUACAGAGAAGAGACAGCAGGGAAGACAUGCGACGACAAGAGCAGGAAUCCAUGAAGCAGAUAGAACUGUUGAAGAAGCGAGUGGAAGACCUAUCACAAGCUCAGGAUACCAGCCGACUGUAUGGCCAGAAGAGUUCUACUGAACAGACAGAUUCUUCAAGAAUUGGCUAUCAACCUCAGCAGUAUCGGAGCGUUCCCUCCUCACCUUCCCUGCAACGGAAUAGACCCAGUGGUAACCAGAACAUGCAGUAUGGAUCAGCUACCAGUACGGCAUCAGGUUCUUCUGUGGGACAUGGUCAUGGUCGGAUCAACCAGGACCCUUCUAGUGGACAGGGUCGGGUACCUCAGGGACAUGGUGCCUCACAGGGAUCCUCAGUAGGUUCAUCAGGGCACCACGUAGCAUCCGCUUCACCUUCUAUCCACAAAGACUGGACCCAAUCCCAGAUUGGAUAUCCAUCAGGUUAUGCCACUGUGGGGCGAAGUGCCACACCCCUCGGUUUUUCGUCAACAACGCGGCAAGCGGAGACUGGCGGGACACGGUACCGGUCACAGACACCCACUCCCUACCUUGGCUCUGCAAAACCCUCAACAGGCUAUUCGGAACAUCACUUGAAUACAGCAGGAAAUCGUAAUAACAAUGCCAUUAAUCAACAGACUGGGAGAGGCUACCAAAACACACCAAGUGAGGUGCAACCAAGGAUCCACAACCAGGAUUGGGUCAGGAGAGAGCAGCCUAGGCCUGAAACCACAGGAUUGGGAAAACCUAUGAUGUCUGAUACCACGACGUUCAUCAAGUAUAACAGUGCUAUACCCCAGCAGGGAAGUAUGAGAGGAACCAGUACGUACCUCAAGCAUCGUAUGGGAGAUAACCUGAUUGACCUGUCUUAAAGCUGAUCGUGGCAAGUCUAAAUAACUGAGCCAGAAUGAUAAUCUCCAUCGAGGAUGUACACAAUAUUCAAAUUUUCACACAUUUAAAGGGAAUGGUCAGUUCUCGUUCAUAAUUCAUUUUUUUUCAUAUCCAUUUGGAAUUAUUUCAUCAGGAAUUGUUACACUCCAAAGUUUUUGCCCUUCAAAUGUCUUUGUAUAUGAAAUAUGACAAGAAAUACAGCCCAAAUGUUUGGGCUAUAUUGCAAUUCAUGCCAGAUUUGUCUUUGGUCUCGUAUACUCAUUUCUGUGUUCAGCCCAACUGCAAUCAGUUGAAUGUCUUAAUCCUCUCUUUGCUACAGACUUGCAAUCCACUUUUUCAUGUUCCGUAAUUAACUACAUUAAUGAACUUGUAUAUGAACGGCCUUGAAACUAAUUGUAUAGUUCAAGUUUAAGAUAUUUUGAGAAAUACCAAAGCUACAAAUAAAUUCCAGUUCAGUAAUAUAUUAGAUUGAUGGAAAAAUUAUGUUGUUAUACUAGUAAUGUAUUCACAGUUUGUAUUUCAUAGCAUACUUUGCUAAUGUACAGAGAUACGGUAUAUGUCUGCAACUCUUAUUUUUAUAUAUACAAAAGAUUUAUAGUGAGUGUAUAUGUAUGUAUAUACUGUGGUUAGUUGAGUUGAGAAUUUAUGAAACAAAUGGCUAAUAUAAUAUAAAAUGUAUAUGAAAGAAGAAAUAUUUAUUCUUUGUGAGAUGGACAGUCUAAGAUGAUGACAUUGUUUUAGUGGUAAUGAUAGAUUUUAUCAAUCCGCUUCAAAUACAGCACCAUAAAAAGCUUUAUUUUUACAUCCUUUACGAUGAGUUUAAUAGGCAAAGUUGACUGUACUUUCAUCCCCGAGUCACCCAAAGACAGAUGGCAUUGACAUGUUUAUCCAGCAUUUGUUUGAAAAAUGUACUCAAUUUCCACUUGAAUAUGUAGCUUUGGAUUGUUUUUUAUCCACUGCAUGUCAUUAUUAGAGACGCCACCCAUCCAUUUUUGCAGUUUUUUGUACAGGUUUUGUUAAAAAUCACUGGAGUUUUCAUUUUUCUGCAUAUCAUUACAUUAGACAUAUUGAUUUUUUUUGUCAUUAUUGCAGCCUUUGUAGAAAUAUGAAUCUAUAUGCUUUUCACCCAGUCUUUGGUUCGUGGAUCUCAAAAUAUUGCAGUGUUGUUUAUAUUCAUUUAAAAAAAAACAAGUCAAUCAUGUAAGAUAUAUUUUCAUCACUAUUGAUGAAGUUUAUGUGCAGUGUUUUUCUGAUAUACAUUUAUUUCUGUGUUUAAAUUCCUUUCUGAAAGUGCUGCCUCUUAUGUUUUCAUAGUAGAAUGAAAUAGUGCAGCAUCUUGCCAUUCAUGUUUGUUGUCUAUCACAGUUUGAUUUAUUAUUUGUUUUAAAGAGAAAUUCCAGUAGCUGCAGUAAACACUGAUUUCAUGAGAAAGUCCGUAAAACAAGGCUUAAUUGUCAGUAUAUCAUCGAGGAUCUAGAUCUGGUACAGUUACAUUAACUGAACUUUGUGAAAUCUUGAAAUCUACGCUAAAAAAUGUUCACACCGAGAUCCCCAACACAGAUAAGUGCACGUGGGACAAUGUAUAAUUAUCGCUUAGAGCGUCGGGCCCGACGCUCUACCCGAAUCCUGUGCUUACUUGCUGAUUUCUCACCAAUUACACGAUUUCUUCCAGAAUCCUUUGGCACAUGCGUUUUAUUUAUACAAACAGACACUUUGGUGGUCAUUUCAUUGGAUUCUGUACGAACUCAUUUUGAUAUCGUUACCAAAACUAGCAUUUACCUUUAAUCAAUCUGUAAUGUCUAGACAAUGAUUGGAUCUUCUUCUUUGUGAACCCCCUUCACACAUGUAUUCAAGUAAAUAUUAGUAAUGGAUACAUUAUAAGUAAUUUCAAAGACAAGGUCACACACAUAUGAUGAUGUUGCUGCGUUUCUUGCACGGCAUACCCCACUUAAACUCAUUCCUGUUCGUGCAUUGUUGCUUUGAUAUUGCCAGUCGGCGAAAGUGAUGGGCUACUCGCUGUAAUGCACUUUCAGGUUAACAAUUAAUUGUACGCUUGAUUUUCACGAUUGAUUGUACAUUGUAAUCAAUUAAAUCAAUCGUAAAGAAAAUGUUCCAUGCACCGUUAAAAUGUUGGGCAACAUAGUGUUCUCUCAACAAUUGGCUACAAAAUUUAUCCAACUUUGGGUAGUUUUCAACCAAUAUUGUGUAGUUUUCACCCAAAGCACACAUUAUUGGUUUAAAACUACCCAGAAUUGGAUAAAGUUUCAACCAAUUGUUAUGUGGACAGUAUGUUGCCCAACAUAUUUAAGAGUGUGAUGAUUGCUACGCUUACAUUGCUAAACUUACAUCCAUCCAUAUCCCAAAAGGGGGGUAAAUAAUUCUAUAAGAUUUUUUUUAUUGGCACCAGUUUCUCUUUUCCAAUUAAAAGAAAAAUGUCAGUAAUAGUGCCAUAACACUUGUCGCUUUUGAAUUCUCUGGAGUAGACCUAGCAGUUGGUAUCCCUUUCUACUUUUAAACUUUCUAAAGAAUAGUUAAAGAGAACAUCCAUCGGUGAAAGGGGCCUUUUCAUUUCUUUAUUUACCAAAGUGUGGAUUGAAACUCAAUGGCUUUUGCUGUGCAGUGUUUUGGUGGGACAGUUUUUUUUUAAAUCAUGUAAAUUAUUUCAUUCAAGUUUUUUUUUAUCAUUUUGGCAGUGAGAUUAUCGUUAUAUGCAAAUUUACAUACAUUAAGUUUUGUGAUAUUGGACAGUGUGUGGAAUAAUUUCCAUGUUUGAAACAGACUUUGAAACAGAGGGUCGUGGGAUCGAAUCCCAGCCAUGGCGUAAUUUCCUUCAGCAAGAAACUGAUCCACAAUGUGCUGCACUCAACCCAGGUGAGGUAAAUGGGUACCGGUAGGAAGUAAUUCCUUAAGAAGCUAUGUGCGCUCUGAACGCCUAGCUUAGCCGGGUAAUGUAGGAGCGCCUUGAGCACCUAACAAGGUGGAUAUGUGCGCAAUAUAAAUACCCUAUAUUAUUAUUAUAUUUGUAUUCAAAAGUACUUACAUUGUUAAACAGUAUCUUCAUUUGUAAAAUGAAAGAAAUGAGGAAUCAACUAGAAUAUCUAAUCAAUUUUUUAAAAGUAAACUAGGUUCCAAAAGAAACUUAUUAAACUUUACAUAUUCGACUCUGUCAAAAUGAACAAUAUGUUUACAAUGUAGCUUCAAUAAUCCUUUCAAUAAUUAAUAGAUUAGUUCAACCACAGAGAGGCUAUAGCCCCUUCCAGCUAUUUGUUUCUUCAGAAUCCAAAGUAAAAAAAAUGGCAAAAGAAAGACCAAUGAAAGUGAGAUGGGAUUAAACAAAUUUCCCAUUUUAUUACCCCUAAUAUUCUUUUUUCUAUCCCUAAUCCUAUCUGUCACGAUGUAAGUCGAUUUUUGCCCUAAAUAAACUCAAGGAUAAAGUUCAGCCGGUAUCAUAGGUCCCUGUUUUUGCUUAGUUCUCUUGGCUUGCAUUGUAUUACACAUAUGUUAUGCGUACAAUCCUCUUAGGUAGUUUGUGCCUUUGAUUUGAAAUGGCUUUUACACCUUGACUCAUACAUGCUAUUACCAAGGAUACAUGUCUGUGAUCUGUUCUAGUCUAUAUUAAUGGUGUUUGACAUGAUUAUACAGAUGCUUUUAAAUUAUUGAAGUAAGUUUGAUUUUAAUUAAACCAUGUGUC
This is a messenger RNA of Lytechinus variegatus (green sea urchin), 9520 nucleotides long. RefSeq lists its product as uncharacterized. The transcript has 16 exons. Gene Ontology annotation, molecular function: cysteine-type deubiquitinase activity. The coding region runs from base 1428 to 5810 and encodes 1460 amino acids. NCBI's taxonomy places the organism in Eukaryota, Metazoa, Echinodermata, Echinoidea, Temnopleuroida, Toxopneustidae. Gene Ontology annotation, biological process: protein deubiquitination. The record is from RefSeq and is a predicted model, not a curated record.